Molecule: messenger RNA, 1071 nt
Organism: Photinus pyralis (common eastern firefly)
Lineage: Eukaryota; Metazoa; Arthropoda; Insecta; Coleoptera; Lampyridae
Product: 15-hydroxyprostaglandin dehydrogenase [NAD(+)]-like
Exons: 4
Coding region: 139-945 (268 amino acids)
Cellular component (GO): cytoplasm
Molecular function (GO): oxidoreductase activity, acting on the CH-OH group of donors, NAD or NADP as acceptor
Source: RefSeq, a predicted model, not a curated record
UCAAUCUUGUCUUACAACCGGGAUUUAUCUUUAAAAAAAGUUGGGAUCAAGUGACCUUUGCUGGUGAAAGGUCACAAAUCUAUCACAACGUUGAGUAAUACGUUCCGAAACAUUCCACUAGCAAGAAGACCAUCAAAAAUGUUUGACGUAACCGGAAAGGUUGCGCUAGUAACGGGAGGUGUUCGAGGGAUUGGUUUAUCCAUAGUAAAGGAGCUGCUACGGAAUGGGGCCAAGGCUGUUGCUAUCCUGGAUAUAAACAACGUUUCCGGCGAGAAAGUCGUGCGUGAAAUUCACGAUGAGUUCGGUGACGGAAAGGCGAUGUUUCUGAAGGUGGACGUUAAAAGUAGAGCCCAGAUGGAAGACGCUUUCAGAAAAACUAUCGCGACUUUUGCAAAUUUGGAUAUUGUGGUCAACAACGCGGGAGUAUGUCUCGAUUUAAACUGGGAAGAGGAAAUUGGUGUAAAUUUGGUUGGGACAACUAAUGGAACUGUGCUAGCUUUCGAAAAAUACCUCCCCAACAGUCGAAGCGGGCACGAGGGCGUCAUUUUAAAUAUGUCGUCUAUUGGGUCUUUCACGCUGUAUCCUGUAAUUCCAAUCUACGGUGCAACAAAAAGCGGCGUCGCUCAUCUAACUCGCACCUUCGGUCAGGAGGUGCAUUACGAGCGAAAAAAGGUUAGAGUGAUAGCGCUUUGUCCGAAUCGUACCGAUACCGAAAUGGUACUUUGGAAUGAUGCCGCGUUUCUCAAUCCAGAGUAUGCAGAACUUCAAAGGCAGAUAGAUAUGGAUGAGCAACCGGUUGGUCAAUCGGCGGACCAUGUUGCGAAAGCAGCUGUAAGGAUGAUUCGCGAAGGCAAAAACGGUUCAUUAUGGGCGAUUGAGGAUAGCAAACCGCCUUACGAAGUGGAAAUAAUAUUUUCAAAAAAGGAAAUUGAAAAACCUAUGUGAAAUGUACCUGAAAUGUGGUUUAGUUUAUUUAAAAAAAGAGGUUCUAGUAUUCCAGAAUCGCAACGAUGGGAAACGACCCAAAGGUAGCUUAGAAUUCGUCUAUGAAUAAACGAGAUCGAACGUAAA